GAUUCUAGAUAGAAAACUUUGCUACGCUGCAAAGGUUUGAACUUCAAAAUAUGUUUUAUGUGAGAGAAACAAAAAAGAGAAAUGUGUUUGCACAAAUCGUGAUGCGCAGAAUGGAUGGCUAGAUAGAGAGGGCCGGGGUGCAGCUGUUCUAUUUUAUAUUUUGGCUGUAAAAGCACAAAUGGAGCACACGUAGCUUCUUCAAAUAUUGCAGAACCUGAUGGAAAACAUCACUUAUAUCAUCUGUAAGUGGUUCAAUGCAGAUAAAGAAUAAGGGUUGUACCAAAGUGGGGCUCGUAAACAAAAGGGUAGUUGGGAGUUGGGACGGGGUGAGCUCACCAUGUCUAGCUAAAGAAUGGUUGAACGGAUUCAGAAUAUACACUGUCUCGUAGUGGAAAAGAUAAUCCCAUUUGCAUUAGUAUAUAUAGUGUCUUUCAGCUGAAACGUCUAUGUCUUACGAGGUCUCAGAGCUAGCUAGUGUACACAAGACAAGCCAGUGGAGGCGGCAUCUCGGCAUCUAGUCUGUCACUUGGUCCGCCUGCAGUUUUGUUUUUCAAAAUUGGAAACCGUGCUACCUCUACCACACUGAUCUCUACAAGUUCUCUUUUCAUCAGUCUCGCACCUUUCUUGCUAGCUAUCAGUAGCAAAUAGCAGAGAACCAACAGUUGGUAUAGGUAGCUGCAUUCCCGCUAUCCACUCAGCCAAGAUAGAUGGCAGAUCCCUCUGGUGCUCGUGGCGGCAACAUUCCGGCUGAUCCAAUGGCUGACACCGUGGAAGAAGCUGUGGCUCCGGUUGAGCAGCACUUGAAGUGGACGAAAGAGGACGAGGAAUCGGAUGCUGCUUUAUCCGCUCCCCUCAUGAGCAGCCUCCAGCAAGUGGACUCAAUCGGGGAGACCAUGGAUUCUGCAGAAGCAGCACCUGCUCCGGUUGAGAAGGAGGAGGACGAGGAGUACUUGCAGAAAGCAGCGCAGGAGCUUAGGUCCUCUGACUCUGAGAUCGUGGAUGUAGGUGACAUUUCUAGCUGUAGCCGCGAGCAUGUUGAUGAGGGAUUGGACAAUGAUUUGAUGAAAGCAGCAGAAGAGUUCAAGAUUGAUUUCCACAAGAGAAAAGAGCAGAUGCAUAGGUUUCCUGCAAGCCUACGCAGUCUCGACAGCCAGUACAUUGAGCCGAGGGUCGUUGCCAUCGGCCCUUACCACCACGGCAAACCCCACCUCCUGGAGGUGGAGAAGGUCAAGCACGUGGCUGCCGCCCAAUUCACCCACGAGUCAGGCCGCUCAAUUGAGGAGAUCUAUGGGGCUGUCUGCGAGGUUGCAGACGAGGCCCGCCGCCUCUACGGUCAUGACUCUGCGGUGGCAGGUAUCAGCAAUGUCGACUUUAAUCCUAUGAUGUUCUAUGAUGCUUGUUUCGUGCUGGAAUUUUUGCAUACAAUUAGUGAUGAGCAUGAGGAGCAGCUUCUAUCUGAAGAAGCAUUGCUGUAUUUUUUCCGUUCCAACGAAGAGCAAAUCAUUUGUGAUAUAAUGUUGCUAGAGAACCAGCUCCCCUGGGUAGUUGUGGAAGCCUUGAUGAACUUCAGGUCCGUUCCCGUGCAAGUGAAGAUGAUAAUUUCAAGGAUGGGGAAAGGUCUCACAAACCGUAAGUAUCAUAUUCAUACCGGACCAGAAGAAACUAUUUCAGACUUGCAUGAAGAGUACAAUCCGCCUCAUCUCCUUGGUCUCCUCCGAUUCUACAAAAUAAGCAGCAAGAUUGCCACCAAAGUCAGCAAGAAUGUCAAAAUAGCCAACAAGAUAUCCUGCAUUAUUCAUGUAUUUUCAAUAUUGAACCGUUUGAAAGUCUGGUUAAUUGGUGCGCAUAAAGAAAUGCGUAUACCAUCGGCCAAGAAUAAGUCCAUGAAAACACUCAGCUCAAUGUCAAUAUCUACAGGUGCCGUCGAGCUUGCAGAAAUUGGCAUCAAGCUGAAAGCCAGCAAGUCAGGAAGUUUCACAGAAAUGGCCAUCAGGAAAGGACCCCUCUUUGGCGAGCUUUCCCUGACGCCACUGGUGCUAAGCGCUACAAAUGCAUGUUUACUUGCAAACAUGGCAGCUUUCGAGGUAUGCACGACCUCAGGGGAUCUAUCUGAUGAUAAAGGGACGGCCGUCUGCUCUUACCUCGCCCUUGUUUCAAUGCUCAUGGAUCAGAAAGAGGAUGUGCGCGACCUACGGAGGAAGCAUCUUGUGCAGGGAGAACUCACAAACCAAGAGGUGUUUGACUUUUUCAAGACCCUUACCAGGCACCUGCCGGUCGGCCACUCCUUUCUCCUCGUCUUAACAAGCAUUGAGAAGUACCAGGUCAACAGGUGGAUGUGGAUCAAGGUGCACAGGUUCAUCUACAAGUACUUCAAAACCAUUGCUACGGUCUUCUCAGUGGUUGGUGUUCUAGUGGGCAUCUUCAAGACGCUCCUCUCUCUCAGGAAACACCAGUAAAAUCAGACCAUGUUUGCCAUAUUUUCAGUUAUGUACCUUGGGUAACACUUGCACAGUAUGAGCUUCUCGGUGUUCUGCUUUUGGGGCCUUCUUCUUUUACUGUAGCCUGUACCGUGAAUACUUGUGAAGCGUCAUUCGUCUUAGUGAUUCGGAUCUCUAAUUUACAAGCGAGAGAGCAGUCUUUUUCAUUGUCCAUCAUCAAGAAUACGUGAUAGUACAAUUAAGUUGCCAUCAUAGGUUACUUUCUUCAGUUCCUGCUAUUGUUUGUGUUUCACCAGACGGGUGCCAAAUCUUUUUUAAACUAUAUAUGCGUGUUUGUUGGUGCCAUUUCUGCUGCUUAAUUCCUUUCUACUGCCAAAUUCAGUGAAGACUUUGAAAUCUCUUCUUGACCAUGAAGGCUGUCUGGCAGAUAGUUUUUACAUUGGUACCUUCUGCAACACUUGUACAGUAUGAGUUUCUGGUUGUUGUGUUUCGGAGCCUUCUUCAUUCUCUGUAGUCUGUACCGUCAGUAUGAUACAAUCUGCUGGUCCAUCAAGUAUCAAUGCCACUGACAAAGAACAAGCUGAUGGUCUGUCAAAUUGGGGCGCCAGUGCCAGGCAACAUUGGUGUCUCUGCUUCGCAUUGCUCUGUUUGCUUUUCUAUGCGUGCCAAUACUUUUUCCUGUUGAUUGCCGGUGCCAUGCAUGUUGUGUCGUUUCUGCUACUUAAUUCCAUCUCCGUUGCUGAAUUCAAUAAAGACUAGACAAUGUCCGAUGUAAUUAACACCGAGGCUUACUGCUAGAGUUUUCAGUUUUGUACCUUUUGCAACACUUGUACAUCAUGAGUUUCAGCUGGGUGCUCUGUUUUUCAUGCCUCAUUCUUUUUCCAUAGUCUGUACCACCAUGAAUACUGAAGCAGCAUUCUUCUUGCAUAAUCAGAUCUGAGAAACCUUCAUGCUCUACUCUGAGCAACCUUAGGUAGUUUACAAUUGUCUGCUUCCCGCAAAAAGGAAAAAAAAAACUGUCUGCAGAAAAUAGGUCUCACUUGAGAUACUCAUAAAUUCACAACUCACAAGA
Aegilops tauschii subsp. strangulata is the source of this 3510-nucleotide messenger RNA. Its product is annotated as UPF0481 protein At3g47200-like. The record is from RefSeq and is a predicted model, not a curated record. NCBI's taxonomy places the organism in Eukaryota, Viridiplantae, Streptophyta, Magnoliopsida, Poales, Poaceae.